Molecule: messenger RNA, 897 nt
Organism: Acanthochromis polyacanthus (spiny chromis)
Lineage: Eukaryota; Metazoa; Chordata; Actinopteri; Pomacentridae
Product: immunoglobulin lambda-1 light chain-like
Exons: 4
Coding region: 46-771 (241 amino acids)
Source: RefSeq, a predicted model, not a curated record
AUUUCACUCACACAGUUCAGAACAUUUACUCCAAACACUGAAAACAUGCUGAGGAUCCUCUGCUCUCUCAUCGUUGCUCUGACCUAUGUGGAUGCAGUGAUUGUUUUGACCCAGACACCUGCUGUUCACACAGUUUCUACAGGACAAGAGGUUGUUCUCAACUGCAACAUUCAAAGAGAUGAUGGAAAUGUUGUCAGCUGGUACAAGCAGAAGCCAAAUGAGACUCCUCAGUAUAUUUUAUAUUUCUACCAUUCUGACAGCUCACCCAGCUUUGGAACAGGGUUCUCCUCAGACCGAUUUAACUCUAAAGCUUCAUCAAGUGUAGAUUAUCAGCUCAUCAUUAAGCAGACAGAGGAAGGAGACUCUGCAGUGUAUUACUGUAGCGUAUGGGAUGACUCUGCUUCCACUGUGGUAUUCGGACAAGGAACCAAGCUGAUGGUAACAAGCUCCAGCCUCCGUCCUCCUGUCCUGACAGUCUUCCCUCCGUCCAGCGUUGAACUCCAGUCCAACAAAGCCACUCUGGUCUGUCUGUCCAGUCAGUCUGGGCCUUUUGCAGAUGUCACCUGGUCGGCUGCUGGGAGUCCAGUGAGCAGUGGGAUCUCCACCAGCACCGCUGUUCAGAAACCAGACCAGACUUUCCAAAUCAGCAGCUCUCUGGACAUCCAGACGUCAGACUGGAACAUGGAUAAGGUUUACACAUGUAAAGUGUCUUUGGGGUCCCAGACUGCAGAAAAGAACAUCAACAAGUCAGGCUGUUCCACUCAAGAAUAGAGCGUCUGAGAUUUGCUUCUUUACUGUUUGUGCUGUUUGCUUGUUACAACUUUUAUGUAUUAGAACAUUUGCUAAUAAUCAAUGUUGUUACAGUUAACUUUUUUCAUCAGCUUUGCAAUUCAUCCA